Messenger RNA from Notodromas monacha, 2593 nucleotides. The record is from the annotation of a GenBank genome assembly. NCBI's taxonomy places the organism in Eukaryota, Metazoa, Arthropoda, Ostracoda, Podocopida, Cyprididae.
AUGGCUUCUGCAACAGUCUUUGGAGCCAAGCUGAGGACUUGGAUGUCCAGGAUGAGGGGGGGACAAAGCAGCAGCAGUGGCAGCAACACAGGCAGCAACUCCAAGGACUCAAGUCCAUCAAAGUCAGAUGGGCUGGACAAGGUGCCCAAGCCAGUGUCCAGGAAGAAGAGGAAACUCAACUGCAUGACAGUGUCCAGCAGCCAGAGUUUUGACAGGAUAAGACACCAGUUGUGUGAUGAGGAGAUGAGGGGCCCUGAGCACCUUCACCACCAACACAACAUCCACCACCACCACCACCCUUGGGAUCCCUCUGGGUUCCACCCUGCUGUCAGGCCUGAGGUGGCCAGGAGACUUUUCCAGGCUCCAAGGUCUGUCAGUUUGAGUUCACCAGAGAGUGCUUAUGGAAGUGGGAACUCAGAAGACAGUCUGACCCCAGCAUCCCAUCCAGACAUGCUGCACCAGUUCCCAGCCAGACAGUAUUACCCUCUGCAGCGCCAACCACACUCUUACUCAUCCCUGAGAGUACCCAACCCUGUGGACAGGCCCAAGAUAAAGACCAAUCCCUGGGUCUCCUUCCAAGUACCCCAAGAGGACCAGCAGAGCCAGAAGCAGACUGUGGCCAGGACACAGUCCUUGUUGCUCAGGGACAAGCCAUUGGCCUCUACCAAGAGGUGCCAGAGUUUCAGGAGUGGUGUCCAAGUGUUCCCUCAGUCAGUGCUCAACAGGAUUUCCAGUGAGUCAGAGUCUGACUGGGAUGAGAAGGACCAGCCAACAUCUUCUAUUGGUGCAGUGUGUGGGUCAUCCAAACUGAACCAGACUCUGAGCUCUCCAAUGAAGUCCAUGACAUUUGCUGGGGAUGUGGGCUUUGCUGCCAGGGUUGCCAAGAAAGUGCAUUGCCCUCAAUGCUUCCUCUUGGCUCACCACCAGCACAACCAUCAUCAGCAGGAGUGUGACAAGAGGUCCAGUAGGACAAUGGUCAAGCCUGCUCUGGAUAGUCCAUUGUGUGCUUACUGCAGGUCCUGGAUCUUGGAUGAAGAAGAAGACUCCUCCACAGAUGUGGACACAGACUCAGACUUCAAUGAUGAAUCAGAGUCCAGCAGUGGCAGUUCCUGUUCCUCUGCCACACAUUCCAGGAGCACCAGACGCAAACUGGAUCCAACAGCCCAACAACACCAGCAGCAACAACGCCAGCGACGCAGGCGCCAGUGGAGGAAAAGGGCGCUCCAGCAGCAACAGGCGCCACCCACGGUGCCACCGCGUCGCCACCACCUGCGGAACCACCACUCCACCAUUUCCAGGGAACUCUCCACAUCCUGCUCCAGUUUCCAAUUUGAGCCUGAUCUUGUUUUAGUGUCUGCUGAGAAAAAUAACAACACCAGCAGUGAUGAUGAUGUGGGCAGUGGGAAUGGCAACACUCUUCACACCACAGCUUCAACAACAACAAAAACUAUAGGGGAUGCCAAAAAUGAUGACUCCUUGGGCUACAAAACACUGCUGACAUCCAUGGAAGCACUCAUGGCCAAGUUUGCAGAAGAAGAAGAGCAGGAAGAGGCAGAAGAACAAGACAGGUCCAAUGGCAACUUCCUCAGAAACCCAACAACAACAACCACAACCUCUUUCUUCCCACUCAAGACACCAUCUGGUGGUGGUGGUGGUACCAGCAACCCAGAGACAGCAGCAACCACUCCUGGUUCCACUGCACCUUCCAGACUGACAAGUUUCAGGAGCAGAUACACUGAAGAACCCUUGGUCAAGUGUAGAGUGGAUGAAGACAUCACCACCAGCAGCAGCAGCAGCAAUAACAGAGGUGCCAUGGAGUUGCUUCAAGACAGCAUCACCCAGAUGGCGCCAGUGAUGACAUCUGGCUCUGGGUUGUUGUUACCUGGGGACAGGAGAAGUGUCAACAGCCUUGAGGAAAAACUCAAGAAGCUGAGACAAGAAAGAAUGUUGUUGGAGGCCAAAAUUAGGGAAGCUAGGGAUGAGGACAGGCGUAGAAGGAAAGACAAAACCAGCCUUUAGAAUAAAAUUUUGAUACACCCUGUGUUUGUUUCUUUUUUUGGGUGUGUGGUGGAUGAAUUCAGCAAAGUCAAAAACAAGUAUGGUGCAUUUUUUGGGUUUUUUUUGCAAAAAAAAUUGAGCGAGAAUGAGAAAUGUCAAGUUGUGGUUCUUUGUCUUUUGAGUCAUGUUUUUGCCUCACCCUGUGUCAAGUGUGGGGGGUAAUAAAACAAAACCAAACCAGCUUUUUGGAGAUGCUCUUUUUUGUUUUUUUGCUUUUGGGUGGUUGUCCAUCUCUCCCACCCUCAAAAGUGGGCCAUGGAAGCAUAGGAUGAAUAAUCCCUUUCAGCACCUCAGGAGAUCAAUGAAGAGGAUCCCCUGAUCCCUUGCCAGUGUGUGUAGGGUGUUCCAUGAACAUGGCUUGACAUCAGACCACGUGACCAAUCAAAGACAGGACAAUUGGAGACAUUCCCAAAUCAACUCUGCUGAUGCACACACAAUUUUUUUGCUUCCCAAGAUUCUUGGUGAAACUUGGGGAAUUUUUUAUUGCACUAACAUUUUUGGUUUUCUUGAGAUUCUUAGGGAACAUUCUAUUGCA